UUAAUGCUCUAUAGAUGUUACUGGGAUGAUUUGCAUGUAUUUUAACAGCUAGUAAAUUCUGUGCUUUCAUGCUCAAUUUUAAAUGCUAUUUGAGAAAACUUUAUGUACCCACUAAACAAAGAUUUGUGGAAUGUAAAUAGCUUUGUAUUCAGAAGUACAUAGAUUUAGCAGAAGAAAUUUAUCAUAGGAAAUUUCCUAAUGUUAAAUGUUAGGAGGCAUCAUAAAAAGUGCUUUAUGUCUAACUAUCUCUAGAACAUUCAGGAUUUGGAGUAGGAAAUAAGAAAAUAAAUAAAAAAUUGAAAAGAAAGAAUGUCAGAAACAUGACUCUUGUUCCUCCAAAGGUCUUGGCAGGUUUGACCAGGUAAUAGGCAGAGAUACUUCAUAUUGGUGUGAUGAAAAAGUUGUUUAGGGCUUGCCCCUUAUUUGUAUGGAAGUUUAUUUCAUUGUUUGCAUUCUAAGCUGUAAGGGAACUUUGUUGUCUUCAUCUGCACAGAGGUGGCCCAUGUAGGUGCCAGCAGCACUGGUACUGCACCUGCUCCUCUCAGCAGUGUCAAAUAGCCUGAGAAAGGAUUCACUUAGCUGAGGGAAAAAAACCUCCUGAGUAUUUGUCGUUUUGUCUCUGCUGUUCUUCCUAGUAAUGAUUCAGUGCAUUUUGCAAUGCUUAUGAUGGGUCAAAGCCUCGUGUCUCUGUCCUGGGAACUUGGCAGGCAUCUUUCCUCCCAUCUUACUCAUGGGAAAUGAUAAGUGCAUGUCUGAGAAUAGAGGCUGUACUUCUAAUAUGGUAUUUCAAAGGCCUUUUAGCUAGCUUGUCAGAAUGUAGUUAGUGUUCCUGCUUAGCUUUUUUUCUAUUUAGAUGCAACCAGUCUUGCAUACUGCCUAGAAUCUACAGAUUUUGCAGCUUGAGCAGUAUGUGUGCUGCAGUUUUAAGUCUCCUGCUGAUCUGCUAUUUCCCGUGCUGUGCAUAGGUCCAAGGACAUAAGGAACACUUGUACAUUACAGAAUGGAUGAACAAUCACAAGGCAUGCAGGGGCCUACUACUGCUCCACCGUUUCAGCCACAGAAAGCCUUGCGACCCGACAUGGGCUAUAAUACACUUGCUAAUUUCCGAAUAGAGAAGAAGAUUGGCCGUGGGCAGUUCAGUGAAGUCUACAGAGCAACCUGCCUCCUGGAUGGAGUACCAGUGGCUCUGAAGAAGGUUCAGAUAUUUGAUUUAAUGGAUGCCAAAGCACGUGCUGACUGCAUCAAAGAAAUAGAUCUUCUCAAGCAACUGAAUCAUCCAAAUGUUAUUAAAUAUUAUGCCUCAUUCAUUGAAGACAAUGAGCUGAACAUAGUGUUGGAAUUAGCAGAUGCUGGAGAUCUCUCUCGAAUGAUAAAGCAUUUUAAGAAACAGAAGAGGCUGAUUCCUGAAAGAACAGUUUGGAAGUACUUUGUUCAGCUUUGCAGUGCCUUGGAACACAUGCACUCUCGUCGUGUUAUGCAUAGAGAUAUAAAGCCAGCAAAUGUGUUCAUUACAGCUACAGGAGUGGUAAAGCUUGGAGACCUUGGGCUUGGUCGAUUUUUCAGCUCCAAAACAACAGCUGCACAUUCUUUAGUUGGUACACCUUAUUAUAUGUCUCCAGAGAGGAUACAUGAAAAUGGUUACAACUUCAAAUCUGACAUCUGGUCUCUAGGCUGUCUGCUGUAUGAGAUGGCUGCGCUGCAGAGUCCCUUUUAUGGUGAUAAAAUGAACUUGUACUCUCUGUGCAAGAAGAUAGAACAGUGUGACUACCCACCUCUCCCUUCAGAUCACUAUUCAGAGGAACUGCGACAGUUAGUUAAUAUGUGCAUCAACCCGGAUCCGGAGAAGCGACCAGACAUCACCUACGUGUACGAUGUAGCGAAACGUAUGCACGCACACACGGCGAGCAGCUGAACCGCCGCCAGACCGGGAGGGAGAGAGAGAGCAGAGAUAACCAAGUACUUUGAAUAACUCAUCCCACCCCUCUGUGUGCCACACAAAUGUAAUCGUUUGAAGCUUACUGUUGUGCUUUGAAUUGUAAACCGAUUUAUACACGAGCUUUGUUGUUUUCUGUGUAUUUCUGGGGGUUUCGUUUGUCUUUUUUUUUACUAACUUGCAGUUGUACAACAGGUUGUGUAAAGCGUAAUUUUUAAGAUGCCAAGAACCACUUGUUUUCCGUGAUACGUGGGUUCAAGUAUAUUUUCUGUAAUAACGAAAUUAUAUUCAGUUGGGCCUCAAUUCUAAAACACAGUUGCACUUUUGCACAUGAUACAGAUAUUAGGCUUAUUAUCCAGAAGCAAAAUGUCUGAAUCUCUCACCUUUAUAGUAAUUUAUGGAAAGUAUGAAUUAGCACAGUUAACUUUAUUUUAAUCUUUGUUCUGAGAAGAACAUAAUUAUUAUAGAGGGUUAUUGUAUUUUAUAUUGAAUUGUAGUUUGCAGUUCUUGCUGUAAGAGUAGACAGGUGAUAGGAUUAGUUCUCCACUUGCCAAGUGCGAUGGGAAAAUAGUUUGGGAAAAACUUGUCAUGCUGAAAUUCUUGUGACAUCCCUUUUUGUUUUAUUCUGUCAUAAUACACAUAAAACACUUGUUGUUGGAGGUUUUCUGGGAAAAUUUAAGGUGUUGAUUCAUGAAUCUGAUCGCUUUGAAUAGGCUUGUGCAGCACUGCCCUGGGGCAAUAGGAGUUUGCAUAGUUGAGUCUUAAAACCAUGCAGAUGCUUCUAGUAGCAAAGAGGGUUCUUCUGAGGCUGUCAUUUGAGCAGGUCUGAUUAAAAGAUGUGAUCUUUAGGUUACAAGUUCCCAACUGUUUGUGUAUAUGUCACUGUUUUGUAGAUUUUUGUGUUUAAAAUAAUUUGAAUGACCUUACAAUGUAUUUAAAUUUUAAAGUGUUUGGUUUUUUUUUUAAAUACAGAAAUCUUUUGUGAAAGAUACAAUGAUGUAGUAUAACACAAAAUGUAUUCUACAUAAAUAUAUAAUUUUUGUAUACUGUAUCCUGAUAAUUAGUUUUAUAUUUAGCAAAGUUGAAUUUUAGCUUUUACGCUUAAGAGAAAGUUGUCAGCCCUUCAUUUGGGAAAUAAAUAUGUAUGCAAACUGUCUUACUAAUACUUUAUUAGAUAAAAAGGAAAUGCUGAAUAUUUUUGUUAGACCUUAGUGCCUUUUUGAGUAUGUUUAAAUAAUAUUUUUAUUGCUAAGAAUGGAAUGUGCCUUGUUUUGAAAUGUGGCAAAAAUGGAGAGUUGAAUGAAAUUUCUAGAGUUUCAUGACUGAACUUUUUAUACAGAACUGUCUAAACAUAAUUCUUUUCAGUGAAAACAGCUAAGAAGCUGUUACAAUCAGUUAAAUCUUUUUCCUUAUGUGGGUAAAAAGAAGUUAGUUCAAAUAAAACCAGCAAUAUGUACAUACACCUAUAGGUUUUAGAUGCAGUCAUUUCCCUGCAUGCUCAGAUUUUUUUUCUUGCUUGUUUGUUUCUCUG
Empidonax traillii (willow flycatcher) is the source of this 3464-nucleotide messenger RNA. It is a transcript of the gene NEK7, whose product is annotated as NIMA related kinase 7. Gene Ontology annotation, biological process: protein phosphorylation. NCBI's taxonomy places the organism in Eukaryota, Metazoa, Chordata, Aves, Passeriformes, Tyrannidae. Gene Ontology annotation, molecular function: ATP binding; protein kinase activity. Bases 1001 to 1912 code for a protein of 303 amino acids. The transcript has 10 exons. The record is from RefSeq and is a predicted model, not a curated record.